Vigna unguiculata (cowpea) is the source of this 732-nucleotide messenger RNA. RefSeq names its product FKBP-type peptidyl-prolyl cis-trans isomerase. Lineage: Eukaryota; Viridiplantae; Streptophyta; Magnoliopsida; Fabales; Fabaceae. The record is from RefSeq and is a predicted model, not a curated record.
AUAAAAUAAAAAAGAAAAAACAAUGUUAUCUGAAAGAAACACAGAAAGAAGGGAAAGAAGAAAAAAUGGCGAUGUUAGCAUCACCAUAUGUAAAACUCUCACUUCCAUUUCCACUUUCCUCUUCCAAACCCAACCCCCGGCGCCUCUUCAUUCUCCGAGCCACCGAACCUGAAACCCCACCCUCUGGUUCGGAGUCCUCCGAGCCUGAACCUGAUGCCGCCGCCGACGACUUCGACAGCCGUAUCAGCCAGCUCCGCCUCCGGAACCGCAGCGGCAUAGGCAAGAAAGCGGAGCUCCGAAAGAAUCGAAAGUCGAAGAAAGGAAGCUCCGGAUCCGGGUCGAGCGUGUUCCUGCCGCCCGUGGCGCUGAAGGAGCCGGUUUCUGACGGCGUGAAGGUGGAGCUAGGGUUCAGCCAGUACAGCGAGCGGUUGAACGGUCGCAUUGCAAUUCUUGGCUUGACAGCGCUGCUGCUGGUGGAGCUGGCGACGGGGAAGGGCGUUAUCAACUACCACUCGCCGGCGAUUAUUCUGAUUCAGAUCUAUUUUGUGGCUGCCGUUGGAGCUAUCUUUGUUAAGUAUGAGAAGGAGAAGAUCAGUGUUUGGCCUCAAACUGAUUCUUCCACUAACAAGUGAUUUUUCGCCCAAGGCUUCUGUUUUUUGCUGAUCAAAUGUAAUUAUUUUGUUUGGUUCUUGAAAUGAAUGUUAUCUUCGGCAUAAAUUGUGAUUUUCUAGA